CCACAUUUAUGUCCCAAAACUUCAGCUUGGGAUGAUCUUUUGGUGGUUUCUCAAGUUACACUGGAGCUCUGGUGCUACUUUGCUUCAACCUGAUGGCUGGAAACAGGAUCGCAACAAGCGGAUCGGUCGAUACCGCUCGCUGGCACGCGAAGCUGGCUGCACUGUUAGCGGCUUCAGGCAAGUAUGCCAGUGCAGCAGCUCACUAUCGACGGGCGCUACGUAUUCUGGAAGAGGUGACGGUUGCCGAUUACAAUCCUGAAGACGACAUGCAGAGGUUGAAGUGGCGACUCCAGUGGCUGUUCGAGCUCGCUGCUACGGAGGCCAAGCGUGGACAACACCAGGAUGCCAUCGCUUUGUAUCAAGAGAUCUUGCAGACGGAGCCUGAGUGCGUCGAGGUGCAGGUCAAUCUAGCGGCACAACUGGCCAUUUUAGACGCGAGUCGUCUGGAGGAGGCACUGGAGCUCUGCAUGCAGGCUCUAGCGCUGCGUCCGGACUUUGCAGAGGCGCACUACAAUCGAAAUAUGCUACUGCGGAAACUCGGGCGACAGAGUGAGGCUGUUUGUGUGUAUUGGUGGUAUCUGACACGUGAUAUUGGUGCAGAUAUUGUUAAGGAGAGCAUGCCCGGCGAACUGGCCCGAGCAGUCUUGUCUUUUAAUGGAGUGAACCAAGAGCUACGGACGGAUAGACUCAACUGUGAUGACAGUGAGAAGAUUUUAUGCAAUCAAGCGAGCGAAGGCAAUGGAGUCACUGUUGUUUGUAUCAAGUGGGGCUCCAAGUAUGGGGUUGAGUACGUUAACAGGCUCUACAAUUCCGUCAUGCGCUAUUGUGGAGCACUGCACGUGGCAUUCGUCUGUCUGACCGACAAUGCCGAGGGCAUCGACCAUCAUGAGAAUUUAACGAUUCUGGCAUUAGAUGGAGGCUGGAAAGGAUGGUGGAACAAAUGCCAACUAUUCUCCAGUGCGAUGACUGCAAAAUUUCGAUCGCUAGGCCACUCGCGAUGCCUGUAUUUGGAUCUCGACACUGUUGUCGUAGGCGAUCUGGUUGAACUGUUCAUGUGGUCGCCUCCGUCGGGAGUUCUGGGUUUGCUAAAGACGGAUCAAAUGGCAAAUGAACAGCGUCAAGGUGGGUAUAACAGUAGCAUCAUGGCAUGGCGUAUUGAUAACCACGCACGUGCAGCAUCACUUCAGUUCCUGUACCGCUUUCUUCACGCUCAUUUUGGCGUUAUCAACAAGUAUAUCUACAAGUUCGAUCACUGGCUUGAGAUGGCCAACGCAUACGCAUGCUAUCUAGAGGACGUGUUUCCUGAACAAAUUGUUGAGUAUCGUAGUCUCGAUGUAGAGGCUGUAUCACCGCCUCCAAACGCAACGAUUGUGUGCUUUCCACUCCUACCAAAGCCACACAGUGCUACCGCAACCUGGGUAGCACAGUAUUGGGUAUAAUGAAAGUCCAAACGCAUAUCCAAGUGUAUAACCAGGCAAACCGCAUGGAUUGGACCUGUCGGGUGUCUGUCUAACCAUCGCCGCCAUCCUCUCUAGGUAGCAGCGUUGAACAUUCUUUAAUUCUCGUCGUCGCGAACUUCCACAGACAAUAAUGACGAAGCACCAGUAUCGUCUCGGGCGUGAGCAAGCUUCGCCAGCUUCUCAUCCAGAGCCUUCAUCGCACGAGCUCUACGGAAGACAUCAGCUUUGUUAGACCACUGAAAGAAAAGAGAUCUUCAUGUGAUGGUGCACCCACUUUCGGCGUUCAGCAAUCGGGUCAUUCUUGAUUUCCUGCAGAAUUCGCACAAUAUCCACCAUUAAAAAAUAUCCUAGGACGACUGCUGUCGUCGAACGUACCGUGAGGAUCGGAAGCAUCUUGGGCUUCUGGGCUGCGCGCUUCUUAAAGAAUCCGCAGAGCUUGACCACGCUGAAGCAGAAGUUGGCGAGCGGGCUUACAAGUGGUCUGUUAAGGCAUGACGUAGUACAAUUAGCAAUUUUUUAAGCGAUAAAUCUACAGCUCAGCGAUACGUACAUGCAAAAGUCAGGAAGUAGCACAACCAGCGCGAACUCAUCCGACACAUCGCCAACGGUCUGGUCACGGUUCUUGUUCAGGAAGCGGAGGUAGUACCAACCAAAGUAACCACCGAGCACCGAGAAUGGUCCAGCACUCACGAGCAUCAAGCUAACUGCCGGGACAGCAGUAAAGGCCAUACCAGCCAUCGUGCAGAAGCAAAAAACAAUGCAUGCUACCAGCGGGUAGAACUGACAGACAGAAUUCACAAUAGUUAGCGCAUGACAGAGCUAUCCGAAUCGAACAGUACGAGCAAUGUACACGAAGCGGGACGCCAGGGAACAGGGGAGCUGUCGCAAACGGCGUCGGCUUCAUGUAGGCCACCAGCAGCGCCGCGAUUCCACCCGUAAAUCCUGAAAAGCUCGCCUCCCUACAUCAGCAACAUGCCGUCAGAUACAGGAAUCAUGCUGGAGGAUACACCUGCAAGGAUCUCGUACAGGUAGAUGGGGUUUCGGAAGAUAAUAUAGAGGAUGAAGAGGUUGACAAACAUCACCACUGCCGCUGCCGUAUUGGCGAACAGCAGCAAUCGCACGAGGUUAAGAGCACCAAGAUCAGGCUCCACCCGCUUGGCCAAACCGAAGGCUAAUGGCAAAACGAACACCAGCUGCAGUGAUAGACGCUC
Phytophthora nicotianae INRA-310 is the source of this 2671-nucleotide messenger RNA. RefSeq lists its product as hypothetical. Gene Ontology annotation, biological process: protein O-linked glycosylation. The coding region runs from base 93 to 1439 and encodes 448 amino acids. The record is from RefSeq and is a predicted model, not a curated record. Gene Ontology annotation, molecular function: protein binding; protein N-acetylglucosaminyltransferase activity. The transcript has a single exon. NCBI's taxonomy places the organism in Eukaryota, Oomycota, Peronosporomycetes, Peronosporales, Peronosporaceae.